Molecule: messenger RNA, 3393 nt
Organism: Drosophila bipectinata
Lineage: Eukaryota; Metazoa; Arthropoda; Insecta; Diptera; Drosophilidae
Source: RefSeq, a predicted model, not a curated record
UUGUUUUAUAAUUCAAAAUAUAAAAAAAAAAAUACAACAAAAAACCAUGUAAAAGUCAAAAUUAUUGUGAUAAGAUUGGCGUGAUAGCAGCGUGGGUUAAUUGAUUAAUUAUUUUGGCAUUUCGCGUUCUUCGAUCGAAGGAUUUCCAGUUCCGAGGAUGCAAAACAUCGCCGAAAUACCCGUCGCGAAUUCAAAAUUGGUUCGCGGAAACUUUCCAAAAAUUCGAUAUCGUGAUUAGUUAGUCUAAGGCUAUUUCUUUUGAUUUUUAAAUUAUUUUAUCAAAUAUUUUUACAAGGAGUAACAGCAACAAGAGGUGCAAGUGUAGUUCAUGACCAAGUGGGGCCCAGGCUGGUGGAAUAUUCGAUUUAAUCAUCCGGAGCAGUGUUCUUGUGAUUCAUACCCUAGCCACGUUGCUGUGAUCAAAAAAAAAAAAGAGAAAAAAGGGGAAUAGAUAUUCUUGUGGUAGUGAGAGUGCCUAGUUCUGUAGUGUUCGAGUCCUAGAACCAGUUUCGUAUAAGGAUUCCUAGUGCCAAUCCAGAAUGUCCAGAAAUAAGGCUGCCGCGGUCAGCGCCUUCCGGCUGCUCCUGCGUCCAUCGACCGCUCCGCGCAACCGGAAUCUCCUCGCCCUGCGCCUGGCUCCUGUGACGACCUUUGCCCUGCACCUACGACCAGGACACGAGAUGCAGCAGCACAGAAGCUACGCGUCCUCAGCGCAGGACGACGAGACGAAAGGCGGCCAAAAGUCGGACAAGCACCAAAAGCAACUGGAGACAGGAGAUAUCACGCGACUCACGCUGACCGAGCUGAGGACGCGGCUAAGAGCCCUCGGACUGAGUGCAACGGGCCGCAAACAGACGUUAGUCGAACGGCUCACAAACGUGGCCCAAAACGGUGCAGCGGCAACAACAAGGACGACAACAAAAACAGAUUCCAAUUUGUCGUCGGCGAAGGGACUCGUAAAUAAUUCCUACACGACUUCUGCCCCCAAAGACACAGUCCAGCAUAAUGAAGACAUUUUUGUGGAGUAUGUGAACGGCAUGCCCCACAUGACUGUCAGGCUACCCAGUCGCAAUGAACUCUGCCAGUUCGCCUUGAAGCCCAUCACCCACAACGUGGGCGACCUGCUGGCCAUGCUUAGAGCUGAGGAUCGCGGCAUAGACCGUGCUGCGGUCAUCAAUAAGCAUGGAGUGCGAAUCGCUUCGUCCUGCUCUAUUGACAGCCUUCUGGAUGACUCCUUCAGCAUACAAAUAAACAACCGUACAUUGGAAGUGAAUCCCCCCAAACGUGACAAAAUCACAAUAGAGUCCAUGGACAAAGUUGGGGAUGUUCGCAAAGUUAUUGCUCAGCUGUAUGAGGCGUUUAAUGUGGGCGAGUAUCAGUUGGAGAAAAGCAAUCAGCUAGCCAAGGAGCUGGAGAGCUUACGCUACGAAUUGGAGCCGCUUGAAGAGAAAAAACUGGAACUUAGCAAAAAAGCCGCUCGUCGGACCAACUUUAUGACUUGGAUGGGUCUGGGCUUGAUGUCCGUGCAGUUUGGCAUCUUGGCGCGCCUCACCUGGUGGGAAUACUCUUGGGAUAUUAUGGAGCCGGUUACCUAUUUUGUUACGUACGGCACGACAAUGGCAAUGUAUGCCUACUAUUGUGUAACCAAGAAGGAGUACAUGAUGGAGCAUGUGAAGAAUCGCGAGUACUCGCUGACGCUCUACAGGAACGCCAAGAAGGUCCAGUUUGAUGUGGAGCACUACAAUGAGCUUAAGCGGAAGUCGGCGGAACUGGAGUACAAUCUAAGAAGGAUCAACGAUCCGCUCAACAUGCAACUGCCAUCGCAUUUGGUGCGCACUCAGGAGAACACGCCACCAACCCAAACCGAGGAGCGGAAGUGUACUUAAGGACUUCGUGGCAAUCAGUUGCGAGAAAAGGAUAAUCGAAACUCAAUCCUAAAUUUAGCUCUUUCGUGAAUUAGAUAAACAAAAAAUAAAUGUCGCCCCUUUCUUAGCUAAAGACGUUCAGGUGAUCGAAAUGUUGAAUGUCAACUUUCGAGCGGAUUUUAUGUACGCAUCACAUGUUGUGUAAACUUUUAGUUUUUGUCCUUGUGUUAACUAAACUGUUUUAGUUUCUUAUUUUAUGUUUAAUUAGCGUAAGCCCAAGUCGGACGACUCAAACAAACGCACAAGUUCUAUCUGACGCCGGCUGUUUUCAACUGACAACCCUAAUUUAUGUUUAAUUUUAAAUUAUUUAUUGGAAGCGAGAUAUUUGUUUAAGCCUAAGGCAGUUUUUGUGUGUGCAAAGUUUUAGAAAAAUAUAUGAAUUAUUUAUUGAAAAUAAUUUUCCUUUGAGUUUCAUCAGUUUUCCUUUUUUAUUUUAAAAAGUUUUCCAAAACAUAAAACCAUUACCAUUAAGACGUAGAAUGUAAAGCAUACGUUUUGGUCGAAAACUAGGAAACUGUUAUAAAUUUUGACCCAGGGAACUGCUUAAAUGCUUUUAGGCGGCCCCGGCUAUAAGAAGAAAGGAAUUAUUUCUAGAAAGCAUAGAUAUUAUCUAGUAACCAGAACCCAUUAAAAACACUACGCGGGUGCUUGGUCCCUGACUGUCCGAGGUCCAAUCUGUCAGCGACUCAGAGGUCCUUGCAACCGCGAACUCAUCCAGUGAAGUCUACUAACUCUCCAUAAGCUUUAAUAUACUCGAACCACUACCUACUGAAAACAUCUAGAACGAAUCAAUUUGUAAAUAAAACGCACCAACUAAUCCAUUAAGAUUUUAGCAACGGAAUUAAACAAUUUCACCGGUACAUCGUAGUUAGUAAAGUUAAUGAAAUCCUAAGCGUAAUUUGUAGGUAUGAUAGGUAUGUAAAUAUAUAUAAACUGCUGUGUUUCAUGACAACGUAAACGAUAUGUAAGGUCACCGACAUUACUGAGGAAACUAAGCUUACCAUUAGUUUAGAGAAGGAAUCGGCAUUGCCCAGGCAGUGGGCACCUAAAAUUUAACCCGUACUACGCUUUUCUUCCGAACUCUACCAACCUAUAUACUAUACUCUUGGAACUUACAUUUAGAAUUGUCAAAGGUUGUGUUGAGAACUGUUUGCCUGUGCUACGAACCCAAUCCUAGAAACUAUUAAUCUCUACUAAUUCAACACAGCUGCAUCGCUGCACACGAUACGAUUGCACACAUGGUUCACAUAAAUCGCACACUAACUCUAAUCGCCAUUCGGAAUGAUUAACUCUAGCCUAAGCAUUUACCUACGCGUACUUAUAAUACUUUAACGACAUUUGUGAUUCAAUUUCAAAUUAUAAAGUGAAAUUAUUUACUGUACAAAGAGAUCAUAUUGUUAAUCAAACUAAACUUUGAAAGUAUUUGCCUAACCCAAGUCCCAACUAAAGUUUGCGUUUAUCUAAUUAC